AUGCAAAAACAAUUAUUCUAUCAUGAAUCUGAUCUCUUUCCGUAUGAACCUAUUUCUCCUAUUUUGAUGGUUAUUUAUUCAUUAUCAUCUUUUUGGUUUUUUACUAUACUUAAUCAAACUAUCAAACGCAGAAACAUCGAUAAAACAAACUGGUUAAAACACAACAUAUUACUUAGUUGUAUCCAUGCUGCUAUUUGUUCAGUGCUCUUGACCAUUAGUGUUCUUCGAGAACCAAACAUUUUUCAGGAUCCAUUAUCACAUUCAAAUCAUUUCAACUAUGCACUAGUUGCAUUUACGACAGGUUAUUUUCUGUACGAUUUAAUUGAUUGUAUUCAAAAUUCAACAUCAUCAACAAUUGCAUUCCUAAUUCAUCAUAUUCUUGUUAUGAUAUUUUUUAUUCAUGUUCUUUUUCAUACGCGUAAUCUUGGCUAUGCUGUAUAUGGUCUUUCUAUUGAAAUAAAUAGUUUUUUCCUACAUGCUCGACGACUCUUUCGUUGGUAUUCGCCAAUAUUAACAUCGACGUACUUAAAUAAUCUACUUCAAAUAUGUAUUGACAUUGGUAAUUAUGUAACAUUUAUAUUAUUUCGUUUUGGUAUUGUUAUUGUUGGUUUACGUGCAUUGUAUAUUCAACGAAAUCGCCUUAAUCCAAUCGUACAUGCAUUUACAGUUAUAAUUACUGCGGCUAUGGGCAUUUUGAAUAUUGUUCUUUUCUAUCGUCUAGUCAAGGGGCAUUUUAUGAGAAAAUUAAAAGUAAAACAAAUCGAAGAUCAAAGUUUGACGAUAAAUAAUCCGAUUUUACUGCCAAGUUAA
Messenger RNA from Rotaria socialis, 810 nucleotides. Lineage: Eukaryota; Metazoa; Rotifera; Eurotatoria; Philodinida; Philodinidae. The record is from the annotation of a GenBank genome assembly.